AUGCCGUUUUAUCAAUACAAUUCGUUUACUGGAAGAAUAAAACCGUCUACCAAUUUUCAACCGUUUUAUCCUCUCUCUCCUAUUCCUUUACAGAGGACAGAACCACCAGUAAUAAUAUAUGACAAUAUCAAAACCAAACCAAUGUCAAUUACACCAAAGUCAGGAUAUUGCACUGGCAAACCACCUACUCUUGACCCAAAAAUGUGGGCAAAGUACAAGCAUUUCCAGGCUGUAAUGGACAAGCCUGUAUACCUAGCAGGUGGCAAGAAAGACAAGAUAUUAUUCGGAUUUACAGUCGCAUAUGUCGGUAUUUGUACACUACAAUCACUGGUGUUUAUUGCUAAAGAAUGCUUGAAUAUUAUCUAA
Molecule: messenger RNA, 366 nt
Organism: Formica exsecta
Lineage: Eukaryota; Metazoa; Arthropoda; Insecta; Hymenoptera; Formicidae
Exons: 3
Coding region: 1-366 (121 amino acids)
Biological process (GO): mitochondrial electron transport, cytochrome c to oxygen
Source: RefSeq, a predicted model, not a curated record